Photinus pyralis (common eastern firefly) is the source of this 1694-nucleotide messenger RNA. Its product is annotated as flotillin-1. The transcript has 7 exons. Bases 119 to 1408 code for a protein of 429 amino acids. The record is from RefSeq and is a predicted model, not a curated record. Lineage: Eukaryota; Metazoa; Arthropoda; Insecta; Coleoptera; Lampyridae. Gene Ontology annotation, biological process: protein localization to plasma membrane; positive regulation of cell-cell adhesion mediated by cadherin; positive regulation of endocytosis. Gene Ontology annotation, cellular component: plasma membrane.
UAGAGCGUUUCCCGACGUCGUCGCCUUUACGUUAGUUUUGUAGUAAAAGUAUUGUAGUCAUAUUUUUAUAAAUUUACACGCUUUGUAAAUACAAACAUUGAAGGAAAGUUGCUUGAAAAUGACUUGGGGAUUUGUCACGUGUGGUCCAAAUGAAGCAUUAGUCAUCUCGGGUUGCUGCUACGGCAAACCGCAUCUCGUUCCAGGAGGAAGGGCUUUCAUCUGGCCCAUUAUUCAAAGCAUUCAAAGAAUUUCGCUAAACACCAUGACUUUACAAGUGGAUAGUCCCACAGUGUAUACAAGCCAAGGAGUGCCAAUAUCAGUAACAGGAAUCGCACAGGUGAAAAUACAGGGGCAAAACGAGGAAAUGCUUUUGGCUGCGUGCGAACAAUUCUUGGGGAAAAAGGAAAUUGAGAUACAGCACAUUGCUUUGGUAACGCUAGAGGGCCACCAACGGGCGAUUAUGGGAUCCAUGACCGUCGAGGAAAUCUACAAGGACCGGAAGAAGUUCAGCAAGCAAGUUUUUGAAGUUGCGUCCUCCGAUUUGGUUAACAUGGGAAUUACUGUAGUCUCUUACACCUUGAAGGAUAUCAGAGACGAGGAGGGUGCUAAGGGUUACUUAAAAAGUUUGGGUAUGGCUAGAACUGCGGAGGUGAAGCGAGACGCGCGUAUUGGUGAAGCAGAGGCGCGCGCUGAGGCACAAAUUAAAGAAGCGAUAGCGGAAGAGCAGCGGAUGGCUUCCGUUUUUCUAAACGACACGCAGGUAGCAAAGUCUCGGCGAGAUUUCGAAUUGAAAAAAGCCGCCUACGAUGUUGAAGUGCAAACGAAAAAGGCCGAGGCGGAAUUGGCGUACGAUCUCCAGGCUGCCAAGACUAAGCAGAGGAUCAAAGAGGAGCAAAUGCAAAUCAAGGUGGUAGAGCGCACGCAAGAAAUCGCCGUACAGCAGCAGGAGAUUGCAAGACGCGAGCGAGAACUGGAGGCUACCGUACGUCGACCGGCGGAAGCGGAAAGAUUUCGCCUGGAGAAGUUGGCCGAAGCCAAUCAUAAUAGGAUUAUCUUGGAGGCGGAGGCGGAAGCCGAGGCGGUUCGAUUAAAAGGGGAGGCCGAAGCUUUUGCGAUAGCUGCAAAGGCGAAAGCUGAAGCCGAGCAGAUGGCCAAAAAGGCCGAGGCUUGGAAGGAGUAUCGGGAGGCGGCGAUGAUUGAUAUGUUUUUGGAUGUGUUACCGAAGGUGGCCGCAGAGGUCGCAGCACCUCUUUCGCAGGCGAAGAAAAUCACCAUGGUUUCUAGUGGUCACGGUGAAAUAGGCGCCGCGAAACUAACAUCGGAAGUAUUGAGUAUCGUCACAAAAGUGCCGGAUCUAGUAAAAACUAUGACCGGCGUUGACAUCGUUAAGUCCGUUCACGCUAUCUAAAACGACCAUAAUGCUUUUCCAUUGAUCUACGCGGUGUGUCUCUGUAAUAAUUAAUAUCCUAGCUUUGUAUUAAUGUAACUGUCCUCCUUUAUGACGUUCAAUGAUCCAGUUAGAGAUACCUGCCCUUAAAGAUGGUAUCGUUUGUUGCACAUGAAAUUAGAUUAUAUAUUGUAUAACAUCCAAUGGUAAAUAUCUAGCCUUAAAGUAUACUUAAGUAUACCUUAAUUAUAUUUUCUAUGGAAAUGUUGAUGAAUAACCUUAACAGAAAUAUAUGGUUUCUAACGCC